AUGAUAGAACUACUACAGUACAUGUACAUGUGCCUACCUCCACCAAUGGGUUCAACAAGAGCUCUUCGAGAAGGAUUCGCACUACUUGGCCAAGCGCUAAAGCACGAGGCGAAAGACCGAAGCGGCACUAAAGUCUGUCUCGCAUUGAGACCGGCCGUUUCCAUUGGCUCGUUGCUGGAGCUGGACGGGUUCCUGCAGGGAGGCACAGGGCAAAUGAAGUCUCGGCCAGGAACACCCGGAACCGCCAUUGUCGUCGAUGGCGCUCGGUGCAGGAACACGGCACCAACGGUCGCCGCAGCAUGUGCAGCAUGUGUGCUAGUCGACGGUAUAUCACACAGCAGAUCGGCGACGACAGAUGUGAUUGUGGUGGUGGUGGUGCAGUACUACCUACCUGACUGUAGUACGGGCGUCUGUCGCAGAGUGGCCGCAUGGGCAAUGUCGAGACUAUCUCUUCGAGACUCUUCGAGAGAGACUGAGAGUGGGUGGUGGUGGUGGUUGGCAACUGGUUGGCAAGGGGAAGGCGGUCUAGAAGCGGCGGGAGGGAGGCGAGGGAUGUCAAACGAGGAAGAAGAGGCGGCGAGUCGGGCUUAUGGGGGGCAGGGCAGCAGUAUUACUACUGUAGGAGGUGGAGGUAUCAGUAGUGGGUAG
This is a messenger RNA of Sphaerulina musiva SO2202, 648 nucleotides long. RefSeq lists its product as uncharacterized. The transcript has a single exon. The record is from RefSeq and is a predicted model, not a curated record. The coding region runs from base 1 to 648 and encodes 215 amino acids. Lineage: Eukaryota; Fungi; Ascomycota; Dothideomycetes; Mycosphaerellales; Mycosphaerellaceae.